AUGAAGUUCCUCACUCUUGUUGCCGCCACCCUCGCCGUGGUCGCUGCCGGCGCCUCGGCCGACGCCAGCUUCGAGGUGCGCGACCUCCCCGCCAUGUCCAAGCACCCGCUCUCCAUGCAGCGACGUGACGCCAUCCUCAACCGUCGCCACAACCAGCAGCGCGUCGCCAAGCGCGGUUCCAAGCGCGCCUCCAAGAACUCGUGCAAGGCAAAGACGCACAAGGCCGCCUCGGGCAUGGGCAAGAAGACCACCCAGUCCGCAAAGCAGCACUCGAGCGCCAGCUCCAACUCGAGCGCCCAGUCACAGUCGCACUCGCAGGCCGAGUCGCAGUCCAACUCGCACGCCUCGAGCCAGUCUCAGAGCCAGUCCGACUCCAAGGCCGGCUCGGAUGCCAAGUCCAACGCCUCGAGCAACUCCAACUCGCAGUCGCAGUCGUCGUCUUCCGGUAAGACCGACUCCAACUCGAGCAACUCCUCCUCGUCUUCGUCUUCGUCCUCCUCCUCGUCCUCGGCCUCGGGUGCCGGUCUCUUUGGCUUCAACGGCGGCAGCUGCGGCUCGAGCGGCGCCAACGACAACCAGCCCAACGGCUCGCAGAACUUCCUCAACUGCGGCCUCACCUCGGGCGGCUGGAACCCGCCCAAGCUUCAGCUCGACCAGCUCAAGGUGCUCUCGGCCUCGCAAGCGGCCAACUCGGCCGUCUUUGCUCCCUGCAAGGACGUUCUCUGGGCGUUCCAGGCGGCCGAAAAGGCGCACGGCGUGCCGGCCACGGUGCUCAUGUCGUUUGCCAUGCAGGAGUCCACGUGCAACCCCAACGUCACUGGCGGCAACGGCGAGCAGGGCCUCAUGCAGAUCACGCCCGACAAGUGCGGCGGCGCGCCCGGCGGCAACUGCAAGGACCCCUGGUUCAACGUCGACGCCGGCGCAAAGUACUUUAAGAACACGCUCGACCAGUGCGGCGGCAGCGUGCUCCAGGCCAUUGGCCAGUACAACGGCUGGCAGCUGGGUCUGACCGUGCAGAAGGCCACGGCGGCCAAGUACCAGGGCAACUGCUACGCGCAGAACAACCUCGACUACCUCUACCAGAUGCUCAACGGCUGGUUCCUCGGCAAGGCCAACGCCUACGACAUGGGCACCUACAAGAACCUCGCCAGCUGCUAG
This is a messenger RNA of Moesziomyces aphidis, 1158 nucleotides long. NCBI's taxonomy places the organism in Eukaryota, Fungi, Basidiomycota, Ustilaginomycetes, Ustilaginales, Ustilaginaceae. The record is from the annotation of a GenBank genome assembly.